AAACGAUGCUUGUGUUUGUAUUGAGGCACUCUUUCCAUCUCUACUGUAUGAUUGAUUGAUUGUGAGUGUGUGUACACGGAUUGUUUUUUGUGGCUCACUCAUCAGUAGAGCCUCGAUCCAAAGGAUGGAGUCCAUGACACUACUUGUUGUGGUUUUGGUGGUAUGCCUUGUCUUUUCUUGUUGCGCCGUGGCGGCGAUGGAGUGGUUACUACCACGUCGCCAUAAAUCCUUCCACAGUCGAUUUCUUCUUCGUGUUGGGCUUCCUCUUCGGAUUCAUAUUCCAACAAGCCAUCCAUCACCGAGAGGAUGCACUCCCCCGCCAAUGACUCUUCCUCUCCGUCACUGUUUGGUUCAUCGUCAUCGUCAUCUUCUGCGGUGGAAAAGGAGUAGGAGGAUGUCACCGACAUGGUCCACUCCUCUACUGCAAUUUUGUUGUUGCGUUUAGUGUUGGGUUCCAAGACUUGACAGAGUUCCGACAGAAUGGCGCUGGCCACUUGCGGAUUGUCUGGUUUGGCAGUCUUCUGUUUCCUCAUAACCGAUUCUUUGUUCUUACUGUCGUUGUCUGGUUCUUGUUCUUCGUCUGGGUAGUACAUGUACGUCUCCAAAAACUCUCGGAACGUCGGAGGUUCUUGUGCCGUGUCUGCACUCCGACGACGAUGGUGUUUAUCCCAAUACUUGAAUCCAACUAGUCCAACUGGUACGAGCAUCAUGAUGGCAGUGUUGUUUGUUUUGUUGUUGUGGAAUGGAUGAAUAAUGUGAUGAGAGCAAGAGAGAAAUCAACACAACCAUCAACCAUUCAUCAGCACAAGCACCAAGCAGAAGAGACGGAGUGGAAUGGCAGUCUCUCAAAAUUGUGAGCCUCCAGACAAUUUUGAAACAAAAGGAGAAAAAUGAGGUGAAAGCGUCAUUCAGAGACUUAGAAGGCAAGAAAACGGUCUUCAAGAUUGACCCCACACGUCGGGUUGUUGACGAGACGGCGAGCCUCCACAAAGUUGCUGGUGACGGCGAAAGGGACCAACCAUUCAUCAUCUCAUCGAACGCUACGGUAGCUAGCUAGACAAUCGGGGUGUUCGUUGUUGACAUAUUGGGUCCUACUGGUACUGGGAAGAAGAAGCUGAAAGAUCUCGUAGUUGGUCACCUUUUGGCAGCAAGUGUAGGUUUGACCAAGCCCGUCCACUUUCAAGAGCCCUCAAGACGACUACAGGGUACUAGCAGAGGACGGAGAGUGAAUAUUUGGGAAGAACCAUAAUGUCAUCGUCAUCCCCCAUGAUGGAGCAAACGCUGCUUCGUGUCAAACGACGACGGAAUGAACAUCCUCCUUCCACAAUUCGACUCGAGCUGCUGGGCGGUUGGAAUCGAACGAAUGACGAAAAUGAUAGUGACGGUGCCAACAGUAACAACAACAACAAGACUCCCUUGCGGUCCUCUUCCACAGCCACAUUGGCCGAUUCCCGACACUCCAACAUGUCCACUUCGACCAAUCAAACUCAACCUGUCAACAAUACAUCAUCAUCGCGUUACACCACGGCAGCCGCCGUCUGGAAACGAGUCGAAGUACUCGAUGCAGACGGGCCAGCAGCGGCAUUUACCGGCGAAAAGCGCUGUCGCGUCGUCGAUGCUAUUUUAGAGGGCGAUGGUCGGAGUACGAAGCGACGCAAAUUAACGGUACUGGGGGAGUUCAAACAAGACAAUAAUAAUACUGACAACAAGACGAAAAAGGCCAAAAAAUCCAAUAUCUACAAAGUGUUGGAUCCCGUCACUCGGUUGGUCGACGAUUCACUCAAUAUGGUCCACAGCGGUGACAAGACGGUGGGCGAUCAUUACAAUUUCAUCACUACCGAUCCUCGGCUCGCCACGGAAGCACGGUCGCAUUUAUUAUAUCGCAAUCGCGGUGGCACACUCUUGCAUGCGUGUGCCCAAUGGAAUGAUGUCGAAACGGCACAUGACUUGCUGCGAAAAUCACUACCGGGGAUGGCGGAUGCCGUCGAUGAUGAUGGGAGAACUCCGUACGAAACGGCACAAUUGUGCGGUCAUGAAUCCAUUGCGGGAGUGCUAGAAGCCUUUGGAGCCGACACGACCAAUUUUGUCUACGACAUGUUUGUGCCAGAAGAAAUUCAGGUAGUUUCGGCAACUACUAGCAACAACAACAAUAACGCACCACAACAGCUACAAUCCGCUUCUACCACCAACAUGAGCACAGAUUUAGAAGAAGAAGAAGAGCCAUGGGAUCCCCUCAAAAAAUCGGCCGUGGAACCGAUGGGUACUAGUACUACCAAAAGUUCCAAUAAUGGAGGAAACGGCAAUCAUCCGCCAACGCCCGACUUGUCUCUAGUCGAUACGAGUCGGCUACUCGAGCUGCAGGGAGGAGUUGGAUAUUGGACCGAAGACGGAGAAUUGAUUUUGGAGGUGGAACAUCAUCAUGUCGUUUCGGCUGAAUAUGGACAUGAUUCCGAUGAUGAUUAUGACGAGGAAGACAUUGACUCCAAUUGCGAGGAUUACGGUGGAAACGAUUACCCAGAAGACGAAUCCUGGGAUCAAGAGUUCCUCCAUGAAGAACCCGAUAUUGAGGAUGAUCCUUACAACCCGACGACGGCGGACGAGUAUGACAUGUGGUGAUGUUACUUCGUUGAAUAGAAAGACAAGACUACCGUAGAACUGAGGAUGUUGUUGGUAAGGAUAAUCGAAGUUAGAGGGAUUUGCUAUUCGCUAAGAGUUCGUUCGGUAUCGCAGAGU
Messenger RNA from Seminavis robusta, 2733 nucleotides. The record is from the annotation of a GenBank genome assembly. NCBI's taxonomy places the organism in Eukaryota, Bacillariophyta, Bacillariophyceae, Naviculales, Naviculaceae.